UCGGAUUUCCUUUAGAAUGGGAUGUAGAUCUGGUUGAUGUACUUUUUUUUUUCUGUGCAUGGUAUAUUAUUCAUGAAUCUGAAGGUACAGCACACUAGCCUAUCCCUUAACUUCAGUCAGGGCCAUGGCAGCUAGGGUAGUGUCACUGACUCACUGUUGACGAGAAUGUAAUAGUGUGGAUGUUGAAUUUGUCAGACUCAAAUAGCCGCUUGACAGAAUUUUAUUCAACACAUGAUUUGCUUGCUCAGAUUACACUCUACAGAAAAUAGCAGGGCAGCGCGCACGACACCCUCGGCGGAGUUGGUAGCUAUCAGCUGUGAAGUGAGGGAUGAAACCCGUUUGAAAAGGGCGGUAGGAGCGCGCGGGUGAGUCACACACACGAAACUAUCUCGCAACCUUGCAAACGCUGGGAGAGUUCAAACUAAAUAUAACUGCAGGACCACCUUCCUCGACACAGUAACGACAGGCCCACGGCUAUUCAGAGCGCUCGUCUGAACACAGGAUUGAGAAAUUAGGCCCAAGUGUGAACGAGUCUUACCACCAGGAGUCGGAGAAUAAAACGACAUCGGAGAGCCAGUUGUAGGCUACCCAGUCUUGAUGGAGGGGAACCCUGUUAUUAAAGUGUCUGUUGCUGAAUUGGCUGGAAAGUUUAAAGAUCACAGUGUCUCCAGUUGUGCUGGCUAUGAUGGGCAGAAUAAGCCGGUUCGGCGGAGGCCCCCACGUACUCUCCAGAUCCCUGCCACAGGUGAUGAGAGCCAGGCAGAGGAGCAGAAGUCAGAUGGCGCCGCUGCACGUCCUGCCCGCUCCAGGAACAGGAACUCUGCUCUGAUCGAGAAGCUGCAGUCCAACCUGGCCCUGUCGCCCUUGGCCCUGUCGCCCACACCGAUGUUGCCCUCCCCGAAGAGCCCGGGGUUGAGGCUACAGCCCCCAGGGUCCUCCCCCAACUGCCCCAGCAGCCCUGUUGCCCCCAUGCCAAGGGCAGGUAAAAAGCCGGUGGAAGCCCCCGCCAGCUUUGAGAGUCCAGCAGAUGCUGCUCUGCUGCCCAGCAUCAAUAAGGGCAGAGCUCGGCUGUCGGUGAGGCGUCGGCCUCCGUCUCGGCGGGUCAGGAGGGCGGGCGAAGAGGAGAUGGACGGCGAGGGGGGGGGCAGCGGGACUUCCUCACCCAUGGAGCCUGCAGACGGAGAGAGUGAGGCGACACACCCAACAGAUGCACUCACAGCAGAGAAACACACAGAUGACCGCCGCGUGCCUGACCCCGAGACAAAGGCAGCUAGUGUGAAGGAGGCAGAAGUAGUGGACGAGGUGAAAGCCCAGGUCAAACCCCCGAUCGAGGUGAAAGCCCAGGUCAAACCCGCGAUCGAGGGGAAAGCCGAGGUCAAACCUACGGAUCAGGUCAAGCUCGUAAAUGAAGCCUCUAGCGCCGCUGCUGCUGAGGCUGACCGUGCAGUAGAGACGUCCACAGCAGAAAGGGAGGCGGCCGAGAAAGAUACACCGGAGAAACAAGACGACCCCUCAGAGACCAGCGCUGACCAGCAGGAAGCAGAUACCGUAAAGCAGGAAGUGUAAGAGAGGGCUGAGGCGGAGGAGGACCGUGGACCCCAGGAUCUCAAGAAUGAAGUUGAAACGCCUGAGGAGCACUGAAGCAGAAUGAGAUCAGCUGGGACUUUUUAAAGCGUCCAGGACUGGACGGAGUAAAACGCUGGGAAGGUACCUGCCCAGAACAGACCUCUGCCAAGCCCAACACCCGAUCUCACACUGUUAAAACAAGAGAGAAAUAAACGCCCCAUCUCACAACGUUAAAACAAGAGAGAAAUAAACGCCCCAUCUCACAACGUUAAAACAAGAGAGAAAUAAAUACCUAAUCUCAGAAUGUUUAAGAGAGAAAGAAAAAAACAAUCUCAUAAUCUUUAAGAGAGAAAUAAACGCUGAUCUCACAAUGUAAACACAAGAGAGAAAUAAACGACUGAUCUCACACUGUUAACAUAAGAGAGAAAUAACUUGUCAGUCCUGUGAUGUGGAUCCACUCCUGAUCCAUAACUCGGGUUCUUUCAUGGGAGAACAGGGUGACUCCAUUGUAGUCUCCAGAUGUGGCGGCUGUCCUCUGCGUUCACUUGCCAUGUGCUGGAUUAGCAGUAUUUGCCCAUUCCAUACCGUUGUGAAGUUACGUUUGAUAUGUUAGUGAUGAACACAUCAUAAAGCUGUGUGAUAGCGCACCAUACUGUAGCUGUUUAUGGCCACAACACAGAAUGUAUCUUAUUGUCAAUUAUUAGAGCUCAUGGCCAUCAUUAGACUUUGAGGGAAUUUCUAACUGUGUCUUGUGUAACUGUUUCUUGUUAGUUUCUAUGAAUAGCAAUGUUUUUGAAUGCCUCUAACCAUAAUGGUGUACAUACAGGUCAUCAAAGAAUUUCAACUGUGAUCAGUGUUACUUUUGAAUUAAUUUUUGCCUUGAUCAGUGUAACUUUGAUACAUUUGCUGCAGUGUUUUUGUACUUAGGGGAUGUCUUUGGAAACAAUGUAAAUAAAUAUUACUGUUUUUUGUG
Alosa sapidissima (American shad) is the source of this 2539-nucleotide messenger RNA. RefSeq names its product duboraya (gene dub). Bases 598 to 1566 code for a protein of 322 amino acids. The record is from RefSeq and is a predicted model, not a curated record. NCBI's taxonomy places the organism in Eukaryota, Metazoa, Chordata, Actinopteri, Clupeiformes, Clupeidae. The transcript is spliced from 7 exons.